UGUUGUCUUCCAAGGUAAAAGCUGCUUAGAAAUUGACUGGAUGAUUACUUGUGGAAGAUGGUGAUCAUCUUUACAUCGGAAGUUAUUGCCUAUACAUAAUUUGUGUUUGGUUUUUUUUUUCCUCUUUCCUCACUUACUAAACUGUCUUUAUCUCAACAUGAGUUCUUUUGCUUUUGAUCUUCUUAUUCUCUUCACCAUGCUGCUGUGGGAGUGAGGGAACUGAAACAUAUAUGUUCUGUGUAAACCUAAGGAAAGAUUUAUGCAAAAUAUGUGAAUAUGCACACUCUUCUAUGGUGUGUCAGCCCUGGCCAUUAUGAAGCUAUGUAGAGAUCCUCAGUUUACAGUAUGAAUCCAGGAUCAGCACAGUCCACACAGCACUACCCCAAAACUAGGAAAUAAAUAGUAAAGAGGUGCAUUCCUUAAACGUGGGGCCAAGUAAAAAGUUUUUGUAACUAGUAAACUGCUACAGAAUGUCCAGAGCAAGACAUCCAUAUGCAGACAGCUUCAUGAGAAUGAAAACUGACCUGGGAUAACUCCUUGUAUGGUAACCGCUGAGUCACAGCCUGAACCAUUGAUUGACCACCUGGGCAAAAGACUCAGUCUACCCUGGGAGUACAGGUGAAGGCAGUUUACCUGUGUGACAGGAAGGGGUGGAGCCUGGCUGCACCUCUCUUAGACCUCAUUUAAGGGCUGACUGUGACUGACUGCUGGCUGUUGUCUCUUCUUGGAGAUCCCUCCUUGGUGAAGCUUUCAUUUGCAAACCUAGAUUCUUCAGGUACAGGCUGAACAGACUCCUGCAGUGCUCCUGUUCCCUGUGAUGACCUUAGUGCCAACCAGAGCUUAAUCAAGAGAGAGACACAAUAUUCUCUGAAAGACAAGGUCCCUGUGCCCAGACAGAGCAGAUGUCCAACAGCAGCUCCACCACUGAGUUCCUCCUCCUGGCAUUCACAGACACACGGGAGCUGCAGCUCCUGCACUUCUGGCUCUCCCUGGGCAUCUACCUGGCUGCCUUCCUGAGCAAUGGCCUCGUCAUUACAGCUGUAGUCUGUGAUCAUCAUAUGCACACUCCCAUGUACUUCUUCCUCCUUAACCUUGCCUUCUGUGAUCUGGGCUCUAUCUCCACCACUCUCCCCAAAGCCAUGUCCAAUUUCCUUUGGGACAGUGGGGCCAUCUCAUACACAGGAUGUGCUGCACAAGUAUUUUUUCUCUUUUUCUGUACUACAGCUGAGUGUGCUCUUCUUACUGUCAUGUCCUAUGACCGCUACAUUGCCAUCUGCAAGCCCCUGCACUAUGGGACCCUGCUGGGCAGCAGAGCUUGUGCCACCAUGGCAGCAGCUGCCUGGGGCUCUGGGCUCCUCAAUGCUCUGCUGCACACUGCCAGUACAUUCUCACUGCCACUCUGCCAAGGCAAUGCUGUGGACCAGUUCUUCUGCGAAGUUCCCCAGAUCCUCAAGCUCUCCUGCUCCAGCUUCUAUCUCAGGGAAGUUGCUCUUCUUGUGGUUAGUCUCUCUUCUGCAUCUGGGUGCUUGGUUUUCAUUGUGCUCUCCUAUGCGCAGAUCUUCAGGGCUGUGCUGAGGAUGCCCUCUGAGCAGGGCCGGCACAAAGCCUUCUCCAUGUGCCUCCCUCACCUGGCUGUGGUCUCCCUGUUUGUCAGCACUGGCACCUUUGCCUACCUGAAGCCACCCUCCGUCUCCUCCCCAUCCCUGGACCUGGCUGUGGCAGUGCUGUACUCGGUGGUGCCCCCAGCAGUGAACCCUCUCAUCUACAGCAUGAGGAACCAGGAGCUCAAGGGUGCCCUGAGUAGUCUUUUCAGAAGUAAACAUCUGUCUUUCUUCUUCUGCAAAUCAUUCAUAGUAAAACUCUUGAUUGUCAGAACCUGUCAUUUGCUCAUGUUGGCUUUUUUCCCCUUUGGUUUUCUGUGAAAACAUUCUCCACAGAGAAAUGCCACUUGUCAUUCCUCCUCAGUACCUAAACAAAAUAAAGGGCCUUACAACAAC
Molecule: messenger RNA, 1997 nt
Organism: Phasianus colchicus (ring-necked pheasant)
Lineage: Eukaryota; Metazoa; Chordata; Aves; Galliformes; Phasianidae
Product: olfactory receptor 14A16-like
Biological process (GO): G protein-coupled receptor signaling pathway
Cellular component (GO): membrane
Molecular function (GO): G protein-coupled receptor activity; olfactory receptor activity
Source: RefSeq, a predicted model, not a curated record